AUGGCGUGGUUGCUGGAUCUCUCCCUCACUCAGUUGGGGCUAUCGUUCGUCGCCGCGGGACUACUCUAUACAAUCGGACUGGCCAUUCAACGACUAUGGCUUUCCCCCAUCGCCCACUUCCCCGGUCACAGGUGGGCUGCCCUCACCAUGUGGUAUGAAUGGUACUACGACUCCUAUCUCGAGGGAGAAUACACUUUCCAGAUCGCCGAAAUGCAUCGUCAAUACGGGCCCAUUGUCCGUAUCAGUCCCUACGAGUUACAUAUCAACGACCCCGAAUAUAUCGAUGUGCUCUACUCGCGCGAAGCCCCUCGCAACAAAUCGCUUCAUUUGACAGGCAUGUUUGGAGCGCCCGCCUCGGCAUUUGGCACGGUCGACUAUCGUCAUCAUCGUAUCCGCCGCCAGCCCAUGAACCCGUUCUUCUCGCAGCAGAGAAUCCGUUCACUCGAGCCCAUGCUGCGGGAGAUGGUGGAGAAGCUGUGCGUGGGCAUGCGCGGAUGGAUGCAACGACAAGCGCCACUGCAUCUCUACCACGCAUUCAACGCCUUCACCACCGACGUCGUGGUCGAAUAUACCAUGGGCCAGUCAUUCCACUAUCUCGACGACCCGGAUUUCAGUCCCCAGUGGUCCACGACCAUUCAAGCCAUUGUGCGCGCGGGCAUGCAGUUCAAACAGUUCCAGUGGUUCAUGGCUCUCUUCGAGCUGCUCCCUCGAUGGUUGGUGCUGAAGAUCAAUCCGGACCUGGGACCUGUGCUGGACCAAAAGGCGGAAAGUAUUCGACUGGCCAACCUGGUCAUUGAUAGUCAAAAUCCCGAGAAAGUCACCGACAAAAAGGCCCUGGUCCCCCGGGGCACUUUGUUCCAUGCGUUGCUGGAGAGUGACCUGCCACCGGAGGAAAAGGCGGCGCCACGAUUGAGUCAGGAGGUGUUCACCGUCAUUGCAGCUGGUGGAGAGACGACGGCCAAGAAUUUGACCACCGUGUCGUAUCACCUGUUGAGUAACCCGGACAUUCUGGCCAAGUUGCGCGAGGAGUUGAACCGAUUGGAUCCGAAUGGCACAGCGUCGUUGAAAGACUAUGAAACCAUGCCAUAUCUGACCUCGAUCAUGCUAGAGGGUCUCCGAGUCUCUUUUGGUGUGGCCACACGAUUGCAACGCAGCUCACCCGAUCAACCCAUGAUGUAUCAAGAUUGGGUGAUACCUCCCGGUGUCCCCGUCGGAAUGACCAGCUUACUCCUCCACAACAACCCGGACAUCUUUCCCAAUCCCGAGAAAUUUGAUCCAGAACGGUGGAUGAAUCCCACAGAGCGACACCGACUCGAAAAGUACCUCCUCGCCUUCAGUAAAGGAUCUCGACAAUGUAUUGGUAUCACCCUCGCCAAAGCCGAGAUCCUCCUCGUCAUCGCCACGAUAUUCAGACAAUUCGACAUGGAACUCUACGAGACCACCUAUGAAGACGUCCGCGUGGUACGGGACAUGUUCAACGGACAUCCGCGCAAGGGCAGUCCCGGCGUGAGAGCCAUGGUGACCGGGUGCAGGAAAGAGCUCCAGCAGCCUGGGGCAGAACAAUUGAUGCGAGGCUAG
This is a messenger RNA of Penicillium oxalicum, 1578 nucleotides long. RefSeq names its product cytochrome P450. The record is from RefSeq and is a predicted model, not a curated record. The transcript is spliced from 4 exons. NCBI's taxonomy places the organism in Eukaryota, Fungi, Ascomycota, Eurotiomycetes, Eurotiales, Aspergillaceae. Bases 1 to 1578 code for a protein of 525 amino acids. Gene Ontology annotation, molecular function: heme binding; iron ion binding; oxidoreductase activity, acting on paired donors, with incorporation or reduction of molecular oxygen.